This is a messenger RNA of Aspergillus ruber CBS 135680, 1675 nucleotides long. RefSeq lists its product as uncharacterized. Gene Ontology annotation, cellular component: ARC complex. The transcript is spliced from 4 exons. Gene Ontology annotation, biological process: regulatory ncRNA-mediated gene silencing. Lineage: Eukaryota; Fungi; Ascomycota; Eurotiomycetes; Eurotiales; Aspergillaceae. The record is from RefSeq and is a predicted model, not a curated record. The coding region runs from base 1 to 1500 and encodes 499 amino acids.
AUGAAGACCCUAGACGACCCCCAAGUUCAAUUCCAGGAUCUCCCCGCCUAUACCGUCACCAACGACAACCCGCAGCCUGAAUCUUCCAAAGAAGACGCUGCCAACGCUCCCCAGCAGCCCCGAGUUGUGGACGGGGACGAAGGAGUAAACGGAGAAAAUACCACCACAGUCGACUGGGUCGAUCCUACGAAGCAGGAAAAGAAAAAGAAGAGGAGCAAGAAACCCAAGAGCAAGCGUGGAAAGACCAAACCUACUGGUUUCGAGGAGUACUACGUUGAUGCACCUAUUACCCCCGAGCAGUACAGCCAUGAGCGGGUGAUUUACGAUGGGACUAGGCCUAUCAUUCAUCGCAUGGAAGAUGCCAUCUUGCGUUUCCAGAAGAACCGUCGUAUCGAAUCGGACCGUCGGGAAAUAUUCACCAAGUACCUGGCAUACGGAGGCGUUGACGUCGGCCCUAAGAUGUUUGGCGGCGUGGAUGACCACGAUCUCAAGGAAAUGGACAACGAGGAGAUCCUUCUAACCAGAGGCCAGACAAGUAUUGCGCAGGAGCGAGCUGGUUUGGAGAUUGAUUUCAAUGCCGUGGUCAAGGGUUAUCUAACCUCGUACUUUCCAUACUACUUCAACCCCGAAUCCGAAGACAUGAUCAAGAUGGCCACCGUCACCAUCCGCAACUUUCUCUCUUACCUCAUGUACCACGACGUCUGCCCAGAACAUAAUGCGAAUAUCGAUGAGGCUCGCAAGUCCUGUGACAUUGCGGGCAAGGAACUCUGGCGCAACCAGCAAUUUACUGUGAAAUCCCCCGGUGACUUCAACAAGGCAAGCUCGACCCUUUUCGGUGGUUUCUUUUACGAUACCUACGUCGAAGACGACCAGUGGUCGAACCCUAAAGAUGAUACGGUGCGCAUGACCAACGACAUCGCCCGUAAGGUGGUCAAAUUUGCCCUAGUCGGCGCCGGAACCGACGAACAGGCUCGCCGCUUCCAGCAACUUGCCAACGAGAACAGUCUGCGGGCUAUGCGAAUCGAAGAUAUCGACGGGUUCGAGGUGACGGCCGUGGUAAUGCCUGACGAUGACACUCGGGAAUUCUACGAGCACCACGCUUCUGAUCUGCAUCCCAUUGGAAGACUACUGGGUAAAUCGUAUCGGGACCCCGGUAAACCUGUGUACGACCUCAGUCCUGAAGAACGGAAGGAAUGGGAGGCAGGAAAUCAGCCCGCAGAUGAAUUUGAAUUUUUUCUCGAGGAGGAUUUGCUGAAGGAAUGUUAUCCGGGUAUGAAGGUGAUUACUUCGGUCUUUGAACUGAAUUGCGGAUUGCAUUUCUUUGAUGAAAUCCUCACGGCAUAUGGCUCGAUUUACACAGUGCUAGCAAAUGAUCUCAUGCUCGGAUGGAAGAAGCCAAAGGAUUUGGUGAAUAGAGUGUAUAAUAAUGACGAGGAUGAAGAUGGCAAGGGUGAAUCUAAAGCAAAGAACGAGGAGCAGGAAGCAGAGGAUUGCAUCUGAACAGCCAAGGCGAGAUAGCAUAUCACACAAAGCAUUCAAUAUAAUCAUGGCCGUAAAUAAUACCUAUGUGCAAAUUCAUGGCUUCAAAAGAGGUUUGCCUGUAGUCUUACGGCCCUCCAAAUCGAUAUGAGCCUGCGCAACUUGCUCCAACGGAUACACAUUGUGAACCUUGACU